AUGUCUAUUCUGUUGACAGAAAAUAACUUCGAAUGUCGGGUGAGUUCUGUGCUAAAUAAGAACAUUCAAUCUUAUGGAAAAAUGUAUAUGUUUGAUAAUUGUAGUGAAACAUGUUGGAAUUCUGAUGCAGGAAGUCCACAGUGGGUUCUUAUUAAGUUUGAAGAAGAAUGCAGUCUCUCCAGUUUUGAGGUGGAAUUCCAAGGUGGAUUUGCUGGAAAAAAUUGUCAUAUAGAGGCUGGUAAUGAUAAAAAGAAGUUAAUAAUUGUUGAAUCUUUUUCUCCCGAAGAUAAGAACAAGCUACAGCGAUUUAAUUUAAAAAAUCAGGAUAGAGGUUGAAAUUUUAUAUCGUCAACAGCGAAGCCUCCGUUACUGGCGCUUCCCUCAAGAAUAAG
Messenger RNA from Atta colombica, 392 nucleotides. Its product is annotated as nuclear receptor 2C2-associated protein. The coding region runs from base 1 to 336 and encodes 111 amino acids. The transcript is spliced from 4 exons. Lineage: Eukaryota; Metazoa; Arthropoda; Insecta; Hymenoptera; Formicidae. The record is from RefSeq and is a predicted model, not a curated record.